This is a messenger RNA of Chenopodium quinoa (quinoa), 825 nucleotides long. RefSeq names its product 50S ribosomal protein 6, chloroplastic-like. Gene Ontology annotation, biological process: translation. The transcript has a single exon. Bases 326 to 652 code for a protein of 108 amino acids. Gene Ontology annotation, cellular component: ribosome; chloroplast. The record is from RefSeq and is a predicted model, not a curated record. Gene Ontology annotation, molecular function: structural constituent of ribosome; rRNA binding. Lineage: Eukaryota; Viridiplantae; Streptophyta; Magnoliopsida; Caryophyllales; Amaranthaceae.
AAGGGAGUACAUGACUAUAUUGGUCAAAGUGAAUGUCUAAAAAGUGAAAUUGAUACAUUUAUUGUGAAAGUGAUGGAUUGAUUAAAAAAUUUUAUUUUAUUUUAUUUUAUUUUAUUUUUUUUUAUUGAAAUGUGAUGUAGUUUCCACGAAUUAUAUUGGGCCGAGCAGCGCUGAAGAUGAGUCAAUUAUGAUAAUCCUGAGCCCACUUGGCGAAAGGCUUUCUGAAACUGCGAUUAAGGCAAUAAGAUAAGGCGCAAUCACUAGAGGUGGAAAACAUACACUCCAUAUCAAAGAGAAGAGAAACUCACAGAAAUACAUUGGAAGAAUGUCUGUGUCCGCCAUUUUUGGUACCAGAAUCGCAGCAAUCCCAUCCAGCGGCGGUGUUGGUGGUGGAAAUGCGGUGAAACUGCAACCAUCAAACGGCGGCGUAAUGAUAAUAGAAUGUUCAUCAAGGCCACAGAAGAAGGGAACUGCUCACCACAUGAAGACCAGACCUAAGAAGACUGCUGCUUGGGAAUUACGACGUCGUCCUGCUGUUUAUCCUCCUCUCCCUCCUCUUCCUGCUGAGUGGACCAUCGUUUCUUCUGCUUCUGAGGAAGUUGAUUCUUCGUCUUCUACUGCUACUACGUCUACUGAGACUCAGACUCAGUAAUUACUUUCGCUUUAUGUUGAUUUUGUUUUGAGUGUUUUUUUUUAGUAUGCCUGUCAACUGUUUGAUGAAAUGUUUGUGUAAACUUUGUUGUUAUGCUUUAUGCAAAGAGAUUUUGUAAUUUGAAUUUUAUUUGGUAAUUACGGUAAUUAUAAGUUUUAAUUAGUGUUGUAUUA